Olea europaea var. sylvestris is the source of this 818-nucleotide messenger RNA. RefSeq names its product N-terminal acetyltransferase B complex catalytic subunit NAA20. NCBI's taxonomy places the organism in Eukaryota, Viridiplantae, Streptophyta, Magnoliopsida, Lamiales, Oleaceae. The record is from RefSeq and is a predicted model, not a curated record. Gene Ontology annotation, cellular component: NatB complex. Gene Ontology annotation, molecular function: protein-N-terminal amino-acid acetyltransferase activity. Bases 79 to 603 code for a protein of 174 amino acids. The transcript has 6 exons. Gene Ontology annotation, biological process: N-terminal peptidyl-methionine acetylation.
AAAAAAAAUCCCCCAAAUCCACAAGUUGUCCCCCCAAUAAGCACUCGCAUAGGCUGAAUAGCGAAGACCCACAGGGAGAUGACGACGCUUCGAAGAUUUUGCUGCGACGAUCUCCUCCGAUUCGCAUCAGUGAAUCUCGAUCACCUGACUGAAACUUUUAACAUGUCAUUCUAUAUGACAUACUUGGCGCGGUGGCCCGAUUAUUUCCAUGUGGCUGAAGCUCCCGGCAACCGAAUCAUGGGUUACAUCAUGGGAAAAGUUGAAGGACAAGGGGAGUCAUGGCAUGGUCAUGUCACUGCAGUGAGUGUAGCUCCUGAAUUUCGCAGGCAACAAUUGGCCAAGAAACUCAUGAACCUGCUUGAGGACGUCAGUGACAAGAUUGACAAGGCUUAUUUCGUUGAUCUUUUCGUGAGAGCUUCAAAUACACCUGCUAUCAAGAUGUAUGAAAAGCUUGGCUAUAUAGUUUAUAGACGGGUACUACGCUAUUACUCCGGAGAAGAGGAUGGGUUGGAUAUGAGGAAAGCUUUAUCUCGGGACGUAGAAAAGAAGUCUGUUAUACCUCUCAAGCGGCCAAUUACUCCGGAUGAGUUGGAAUAUGAUUAAAUCUGUUUUUCUUAAUUUGAAAGCAUAUGCAUUGGAUAUGUUAUGAAUUUGUAGAACAUUGGUUAUUUGUCCAGUUUGAGUCUAAGGUCAGUAGAAUUCAACAAGAUUUUCCCAAGUAUCAUAUAAUAUGGAAACACUACUUUUCGAUUUAAACCAGUUGGAAUGUAGUAACUACUCUUGCUUUUCUCCCUAUUAAGGUUUUGGUAACUUGUGAA